Molecule: messenger RNA, 2704 nt
Organism: Orbicella faveolata
Lineage: Eukaryota; Metazoa; Cnidaria; Anthozoa; Scleractinia; Merulinidae
Biological process (GO): cell-cell adhesion
Molecular function (GO): protein binding
Source: RefSeq, a predicted model, not a curated record
UAUUAAGUUAUGUAUGUACCAUGUCUGUGUUCUCUUGAAGCCUUAAAUCAAGAAAGAAGGUAACACGGCUAAUUUACUAGUCUCUCUUCUUUACAAGCAUUUUGAAUCCUUUUACCGCUAUUUCGAUAUUUUUCUCAGUUUUACCAAUGUGUAAUCUUAAAUUUAAAACUUGGAGUCUAGAGAAGUUCUUUACUUUUAGUUUGCAUUGAUGGAAGUUGCUUCAGGGCCAUUUUGUAAUUUUCGAAAUGUAAUUUAAGUCUGUUAUAUUCUAUUGCUAGCAGUCGAAAUAGAUUUUUUACCGCCUCUAUAUUUUCUUGGUUUCUCCAUUGUCACAGCAGCCUUUGUAGAGUUCCUUGUCCUUGGCACAGUAGCUUUGAACUUUCGAUCAAAUAAAAUAAAUAUGGUCUAUACUUUUCUGUCACUAACGGUCAUAAUACAUUUUGUACCGCCUUUUCCAUAUUUUUUGCCACUUUUUAAAAUACUGUAGAUUUGGUAAAACUCCUUUCUUUGUACAGUAGUUUUGUACUUUUUUGCAUUAAAUUGUUCCAAGCGAUCUCUCCCUGGCCAUCCUUACAAGCCUGCACAAAAUGUAAGCUUAUGUGUUUGAUAUUCAGCAGUGGUUGAAAUUUACAGAGUUUACAUGGCCUAUAGUAUGUAGAAUUUCUCAAUUCCAGCUGUAAAGAAGGGUAAAUAAACUUAUGCUGAAUUUAUGACUUGAUCAUUGCGCAAUUGGUUAUGAUGGAAAAACUAUGUAUAGAUAAAUAAAAAGUAAGGGAGUAAACUAAAUAAAUUAGGGAGGCGGAAAAUUGCUCUUUUGUAGACCACCCCUAGUACUUAGCACUGAGGGUUCAUCCUGUUUAAAGAUUCAUUAUAUUUCAAUUGUUUUAUCUCUGUCACCAUCACCAUCAUUCUCGUUCUCGCUCUCGCUCUCGCUAUUGUUGUUGUUAUUAUUAUUAUUAUUAUUAUUAUUAUUAUUAUUAUUAUUGCUUCAACUCCCAAUGUUAAGACGAACAUAAAAAACUACAUUUCUUACAUCAGCACACGGUUAAUAUAGCCCUGCCAACCAAUUAAUUUAAUGGCUUAAACAACCUUUAUUUAAGUAUACAGCAUUAUCGUAACAUAACAGAAUCUUUGCAAAGUUAACUGGUCUUGAACUUUUACAUCAGAACCUGAUGGUGCUCCCCAAAAUGUGCGUGGACAGAACAGCAGCUCAACCAGCAUCUUAGUCAUGUGGGAUGAAGUUCCAGCUGAUCAACAGAAUGGUAUCGUCACGGGUUACACCAUUACUUACUACUCACAAACAGAGAAUGACAAUGGAAGUGUUUCAGCUGGUCCUCAUGAUCGUCAAAAGAAUUUGACAAAUCUACAGGAGUACGUCAACUACAAUAUCACAGUGUUUGCAUCUACUGUGAAAGGAGAUGGACCAGUCAGUGAUCCUGUUAUUGUUGUGAGAACAGAUCAGGAUAAACCUGACGGUGCUCCACAAAAUGUGAGAGGAGAGAACAGCAGCUCAACCAGCAUCUCAGUCAUGUGGGAUGAAGUUCUAGCUGAUCAACAGAAUGGUAUCAUCACGGGUUACACAAUUACUUACAAGUCACAAGCAGAGAAUGACAAUGGAAGAGUUCAAGUAAAUGACUCUGCUCGUCAGACAGAAUUGACAAAUCUGAUGGAAUAUGUCAAAUACAAUAUCACAGUGCUUGCAUCUACUGUGAAAGGAGAUGGACCAGCCAGUGGUCCAAUUGUUGUUAGAACAGACCAAGAUAAACCUGAUGGUACUCCACAAAAUGUGAAAGGACAGAACAUUAGCUCAACCAGCAUCUUAGUCACGUGGGAUGCAGUUCCAGCUGAUCAACAGAAUGGUAUCAUCACGGGUUACAACAUUACUUUCAAGUCACAAACAGAGAAUGACGAUGGAAAUGUUCAAGUAAAUGGCUCUGUUCGUCAGACGGAAUUGACAAAUCUAAAGGAGUACGUCAACUACAAUAUCACAGUGUUUGCAUCUACUGUGAAAGGAGAUGGACCAGCCAGUGACCCAAUUGUUGUUAGAACAGACCAGGAUAAACCUGCUGGUGCUCCACGAAAUGUACAAGGACGGAACAGCAGCUCAAACAGCAUCUUAGUCACGUGGGGUGACGUUCCAGCUGAACAACAGAAUGGUAUCAUCACGGGUUACAACAUUACUUACCAGUCACAAACAGAGAAUGACAAUAACAGUGUUUCAGCUGGUCGUGAAGAUCGUCAAAAGGAAUUGACCGGUCUAAAGGAGUAUGUCAACUACAAUAUCACAGUGUUUGCAUUUACUGUGAAAGGAGAUGGACCAGCCAGUGAUCCUGUUAUUGUUGUUAGAACAGACCAAGAUAGUAAGUAAUUUAUUUUUAUCAGGUUUUUUGGGGAUGUUUUGGUAACUUGGUAGUGAGUAAGUAAUUUUGUCUGUGGGUGUUAUGAUUGAUUCUCUCACUGUAGUGAAACACUCAAGAAUACAGUGAAUUUAUUGUAAAAUGUACAGCGAUAAUAUAUAUAAGUAUGUUUUCAUGAAAAGUGAGCUGUUCUUUCUGUGACUGUCUGUGUGGCGUCAAAUUUUUGAAGGAAUACUUGUUGCUUUAUGUUAGUUGUUCUUAAAUCGAAUUAUAGAUCAUCAUGCGAAUUAGUUGGAAGUUUUUUUUAGCGUUCCCGUACGAAGCCCAGUUUGCACGGGGCCAGAAUG